GGCUGACCGGAUGCACGGUGUUCGUCGACUCUGCGGACGUUUCGCAGCUUUUUGCGGCACUGACACAGCGGACAGUCUCCUCAUCUUUCCACCGCAGUCAAAUCCGAGCCGCUGUGUUUUCACUCAGCAGCGAUAUCAUGUCGGAUUUCGAGGAGUUUGAGAAGCAGCUGAGCGAGAAUCGACAAGAGCGAGAAAGAGAAAGGCACAAAAAGAGGAGUCGCAGUGGAUCUCCUGGCCGAGGCGACAAGCAUCGAAGCUGGAGCAAAGACCGGGGGAGUCGCAGCCGUGAGAAGCGAAGCCGGAGCCGAGAUAGAAAAAGCCGAGACCGUCGGAGCUCCUCACGGGACCAUAAGAAGCACAGCCACUCUCCGAGGCGGACAAGAAAGAAAAGGACCUGCAAGUACUGGGAUGUGCCUCCUCCUGGCUUUGAACACAUCACACCAAUGCAAUAUAAAGCUAUGCAAGCGGCUGGUCAGAUACCAACAAUAGCUCUGCUGGCGACGUCCACAACCACCGGAGUGGCUGCAGCACCGACACAAGUGCCCAUCGUCGGCAGUCAGAUGACCAGACAAGCAAGACGCCUCUACGUUGGAAACAUCCCCUUCGGAGUAACUGAGGAGUCCAUGGCGGAGUUCUUUAACGCUCAGAUGCGUCUUGCGGGCCUCUCACAAGCCCCGAGCAACCCCGUCCUGGCCGUGCAGAUUAAUCAGGAUAAGAACUUUGCUUUCCUAGAGUUUCGAUCUGUAGAUGAGACGACACAGGCCAUGGCCUUCGAUGGAAUCAUUUUCCAGGGUCAGUCGCUGAAGAUCAGACGACCUCACGACUACCGCCCUUUACCUGGCAUCUCAGAGCAGCCUGCUUUCCAUGUCCCAGGUGUCGUCUCCACCGUCGUUCCCGAUUCCCCCCAUAAACUGUUUAUAGGAGGCCUGCCCAACUACCUUAAUGACGAUCAGGUUAAGGAGCUCCUGACGUCGUUCGGGCCGCUCAAAGCGUUCAAUCUAGUGAAGGACAGUGCCACGUCACUGUCGAAAGGUUACGCCUUUUGUGAAUAUGUGGACAUCAGCGCCACUGAUCAGGCAGUAGCCGGGCUCAAUGGGAUGCAACUAGGUGACAAAAAGCUGAUCGUCCAGAGGGCGAGCGUGGGAGCCAAAAACGCCAAUCCUACCUCCAUCAUAGAGACCCCGGUGACGCUACAGGUGCCUGGGCUGCAGAGACUGCAGAACUCUGGCAUGCCCACGGAGGUGCUGUGCCUUCUCAACAUGGUGAUGCCAGAGGAGCUGGUGGACGACGAGGACUACGAGGAGAUCCUGGAGGACAUCCGCGAAGAGUGCUGCAAGUAUGGCAGCGUCCGCUCCAUCGAGAUCCCCCGGCCCGUCGACGGCGUGGAAGUCCCCGGCUGUGGAAAGAUCUUUGUGGAGUACGUUUCUGCCGCAGACUGUCAGAAAGCCAUGCAAGCCCUCACCGGCCGCAAGUUUGCCAACAGAGUGGUGGUCACCAAAUACUAUGAUCCAGACAUGUAUCACAGACACGAGUUUUGAAAGCACAGACGACUCCCUCCUCCUCCUUCUUUCUGUUUGUCCGCUGGGGUUCACUCAGUUUCUUUCCUCCUCUGAAUGUUGUGAACGUGUCCUUUAGAGACUAGACCUGGAAAAAGUUUUAUUCCAUCGUCUUCUUAACAAACUGGAUUGCAGUGUGUGUCUCUGAAUAACUCCCAGCUUUCGCCUAAUAUCCAAACAGUGAACUGAACUUAAAAAAAAUAAUAAAAAUACUGUAGUAUACAUUACAUUUGCAAUAGAAUGAAUGUGACAUGUAUCUUACCUAAACUAAUACUGCCUGACAAUGCCAGAGUAGCUGUCUAUCGAGAAUGCACUAUAUGAGAAAAAACUACAGUCAAAUGUUUAGAUUUUCUUCCUGAGCACAAACAUUUAUUUCUGUUUUAGAUCUAGAUUUUAAAAAAGCCAUCGAUAUGUUUAUUGUGUGGCUAUGAGAGGGGAAAAAAGGUUUUAUUUAUUUAUUUAUUUAUUUAUUUAUUUAUUUAUUUAUUUAUUUAUUUAUUUAUUUAUUUUUCCAAAAUAAUAUUUCUUGCUAUAUGCAUCAUAUAUUAAUGUUCUGUAAACAUAUACAAUGCUAUUUACCGGUACUGCUUACACAGACCAAAUGUUGACUUGUUUUGUGAAAAAUGAGAGGACACAUUUGUCAGUAGAGCCUCAAAGGUGAUUUUGUAAAUAUAAAAUAUCAGUGUCUAAAGAAAAGAGAUCUGUGUGAUUGGAAAAAUGCGCUAGAAGAUGUAUGAAUUAAAAAGAGGAUAAUAAUAAUAAAUACUGAAAUGGCUUGGUUGAAAAAAAUUCAACCAAAUAACGGUACCUUCGACCGUUUGUUAAGCCCCUCCCCCUAAGCAGCGUUUGGCCAAUCAUUGCUUAGCAAUUUCUUCCGUGAGCAACUUUUAGCCAAUCACAGCAAACGUAACUCCAGGGGGAUUAACCAAUCGUAGCUUUGCAGACGUUACAAGGCGCGAGUAGAAAGUAGAACUUUUGUAUGUUGAUGAUGUUAGCAUUUUUAGCUAGUGUAGUAUCUACAGUAGUAUCCAAGUGCUAUUUCCAAGGCUAAGAAAUGCUUCAUUCAUGCUAACUGCAUUAUCUUUCGAGGUUAAAGGUAGGAAAAAGUCCUUAAUCACUCCUGACUAAGGAGUGAGGACUUCUGAAUGGUUAUUACUUUACCAUACAGAAGCUGACUGUGGAUGCUAACGAAGUUUAAGCUAAUGUUAGCCACGCUGCUAUUAUGUUUGCGCUUCCUCACAAAGUUAUUAUUACUUCCGUCAUUUUUUCAGCCCUUCCCAGUUAGAUAUAAACUAAAAUCCUAGAAAUAUCAUUAAUUAAUCAUUGCUAAUACCCUGGACCUGGGUACGUUGCAGAUAAUAAAUGAUAAAUUAAUUGAAACUAUGACUUUGGGACUUUCCAUGUAGACAGAGGUCUGGAGCAGUAGAGAUUUUACAGCUCGGUUUAUCCUGAAAUCAGAUAUAAAAGCAUUUUUUCACAACACUACUGCUUACAGAGGAUAUGAAAGGUUAUUUUCAAAUGAAUGCUUUUUAUCUUAUGUUUUCUAUGAGUCAUGAAGGAUGAGAUGACACUAAUUGAAAUGUCUGGCAGCUGUAGCCUUAAUCUUUCAGCACAAUAUGUGCAUAUUCAAGACCUCCUUUUAAAAUUGUCCUUUCAAAACAAGUCAGCUGGAAACACUCUAAAAAUGGGGGUGACCAAUUAAUGAAAUAGCACUUUGACACAAUGCAGUUAGCAAAUUGCAAAGGCUGCAAGUUAAGAUAUGUGUUAGUCAAUACUCCAGACCAAAGGUUUAAAUUGUCUUCCUUGUGUGGUGGUCACGUUUCUGAUGGUUUAUCAUGUGGUAAUGCUCCAUCACAUUAUCUGUCUAUUAUAGACAAUUAUUGAACUGAAGCUUGACUUUUAAAACGGUAUUGUAAAUCCUAUUGCAUAUUUCUCUGAAAUAUUACAAUUAGAUUUUGUAUUUAAAUUGUCAUCCUUAUGCUGCUUUUAAACAAACACAUGUAAUAUUAAAUGACAAAUCUGACAGAAGAGUUGUUAUUUCAACUGGCAAAAUCACCAACCAGAAAUCAGAGGGUACUUUUGUCGCUCCCUGCCAUUCAAUAACUUAAUUUCACAAAUUACUUUGAAUGUUGAUGGUAAAUUUGCAGCCAUUACAGCAAAACUAACUCAGGAUGGGGGCUUAAUAAAUGGUCAGUUGUGUCUGUCUCACUAGCAGUACUCUAUAAUUUGUGAUCAAAGCCUGAAUAACUAAACCAAACCUGUCUUCAUGGUCUCACUUAUACAAUAAAGCGGGUAUGCACAUGUUGAGAGAAGCACCUUUAAGUUUUGUAGAUAGCAUAUGGAUGAAUUCAUUUUUAAAAGUUUCAUUCUUUGUCUGCCGUUUUGCAUUUGUUGAAGAAAAUGUCUGAAAUUAAAGCAUUAAUUUAUUCUGAAAUAUCUUAAAUCUGCUUACAAAAUGCAGGCACAAAUAUGGUAUUUGAACAAAUAUAUCAGAAAUUGGAAUGAAAGCCGAGUUUGCACACACAGUGAACUAUCUGUUCUGUUUCAAAGGAAACAAAUUGUAUUUUGGUGUAGUAAGCAGAACAUACCGUCCUGUGAUAAACAGCUACUGUAUUUUAUACAUUUUUGGAUGGCCAAAAAUUUCAAAACAUUUUUAGUUUGUUUAAUCCCUGCCACUGCCAUUGCCUUGAAUAAAUGCUUGCAUCAC
Amphiprion ocellaris (clown anemonefish) is the source of this 4263-nucleotide messenger RNA. Its product is annotated as splicing factor U2AF 65 kDa subunit-like. NCBI's taxonomy places the organism in Eukaryota, Metazoa, Chordata, Actinopteri, Pomacentridae. Bases 138 to 1538 code for a protein of 466 amino acids. The record is from RefSeq and is a predicted model, not a curated record. Gene Ontology annotation, molecular function: poly-pyrimidine tract binding; pre-mRNA 3'-splice site binding. Gene Ontology annotation, biological process: mRNA processing. The transcript is spliced from 11 exons. Gene Ontology annotation, cellular component: nuclear speck; U2AF complex; U2-type prespliceosome.